UUAUUGAUCGGUACUCUGUCAUGGAAUAACAAAAGAAACAUGUGUUAAGUCGCUUGUAGAACUUGAAUUCCACAGUAAAAUACUACUUUUUUCUUGCAUUCUGAUAGAUAUAGACUGCUUAAUAUUAUUUGCAACACAAAGUGAAGGCCAGGGUGUCUAAUGAGUGAUGUAUUUGUCAGUGGGUUUUUAUAUAGAUUUGAUUAGUCAUCGCUGCGUAAAAAGUGUUUAGUCAUUGCUGCGUAAAUAGUCAUUGCUGCGUAAAUAGUGUUUAGUCAUUGCUGCGUAAAUAGUGUAGUACAUAUAUUCGGAGGUGGAUUAUUUGAUUCAGUUCUGUUGUGGAGUGAAUUAUCUAUAAACAGACGCAGACUCUGGAGGGAAAGAUUGACAAUACAGAUGGCAAAUAUAAAUAAUGUUACGCCUCCAUUCGAGGAGACGAAUUUGCAGAUGUUGGAAAAUGAGUUAUUUUGUGACGUCACAUUUCUUACUGGGAGUGCUAAACAGGAAGUGAAAGCUCAUAGGAAUAUGUUGGCAAGCAGAAAUCCAGUUUUCUAUGAGAUGUUCAACGGUCCUAUGCCAGAGAAAGGGGAUGUUUUAAUUCCGGAUAUAGAAGCGAAUGUUUUAAAAGAACUGUUCAGGUUCCUGUAUAGCACAGAUUGCAACCUAGAGUACGAAUCAUCAAUGGCUCUGAUGUAUGCAGCAAAGAAGUACCAGGUCAUCGAUCUGGAAAAGAAAUGUAAAGACUUCCUGAAAAACGAGAUGUCGGUCGAGAAUGUAUGUUGCCUUUUCCAGUGGGUAUCAUGUAAGGUCCCCGACGAGGAGUUAGAAGAAAAAUGCUUUCAAUUCAUCUGCAGACACUCCACGGACGUGUUGGAGUCCGACGGAUUUUGUUUACUUUCUAAGCAGAGUUUAAAGAAGAUAAUCGCCUCAGAUAAUUUGUCUGCUUUUGAAAUCGAUGUUUACAAGGCUUGUAAGAGAUGGGCAAUAGAAACGAGAAGACAUGAAGAAACUAUCGAAGAGAGUAGAACUGAAAGGGAAGAUAAAACGACCACGGAGCACUUGAGAACAGUACUUGGGGACGAAUUGAUUUAUCUUAUUCGCUUUCCAACUAUACCAAAAGAGGUGUUUUCCUCUAUAGUUUCAAAAGAAAACAUACUAUCCCCAGAAGAAAAAGUGGAAAUAUUUCAGUAUUUCAAUGACAAACCUAUAGAAACUCCACAAGGGUUCAAAUUCAACACAGAGCCAAGAAGAGAUACUGUAGAUCUUGUUUUGAUAAAGAGGUUCAUUUAUGAAGGAAACCAGUUCUACAGAAUGUCGAAGGAAGACCAGCACGGUAUAAGCUUCAAAAUUUCAAAUGGAUUUGUAAAAUUGGCAGGAAUCAGUGUUUUUGCGCCAUGUCAACAAGAAAGUUGUUUGCAAGGAAAAAUAACUAUUCUAGAAGGCGAGCAGGAGUUAUUGACCAAGGAGAAUAUCGUUAUAAACUGGACAGAAAAGUAUUUCGAAGAAAUUCUGUUUGAAAGAUCACUGCGUGUUAAACCUGAUACAAUAUACUCCGUGGUUCUUACCAUGGGCGAGUGUUUGACAUACUUUGGGUCCCGAUCCAUAUCUAAGGAAUGCCGACGCCGAGGUAGUGUCAAUUUCCAGUUCUUGGACUACCCGAACACAAGACCUCAGAUGUCUGACGAAAAACACACUAACACGGAGCAAGGUCAGAUACAUGGACUUAUUGUACAAAUAUUUGAUUAGAAACACGGGGUGGACGCAUACCCAGUGAUUUAGUGUCCAGUAACUGUGGUUGAAAUAUAUAGUAAAACGUGGCAAACUUCCAAGUAGGCUAUAUUGAAUGAAUUGCAUGAAUAUUUAAUUGGCAUAACACAAUAUAAUGUCAGCUACGAAUAUUUAAAAAAAAACAGAUAUACGGACGUAUUUCAUUUCAUUUCCAUUAGACAUAUGGAGCAGAACCAGAUCAGACAGUAUUGCAGUAAUGUACUAUGCCUACUGUACAGCUAUUGUUAAAGUAACAUUGAGCAGGUUCAGGCAAACCAAAGAGAAAGCAUAGACAUUGAGUAUCUCUGCUAUAUGACUGAAUCAAUGGCCUCAUUGACACUAACCAGUAAGCUUGUGGUUGGAACUCAUGUUUGAUACUGAGACAAUUUGACUGGUGGAUGAUGGAAAAAUGAAUUACAACUUUCUCAUUUACCGAUAAAGUGUUUUGAAACUGCCCCACUGGCGAAAUUUUGUUUUAUGUAUUUUAGGCUACAUAGGCCUUUGUUUUUCAUAAAAUGUAUACCGAACUGCUCAGAAUAAGUAGAAGUGUCUUUCAAGAGAUGCUGUUCUGUUUGUAAUAAUAAAGUUUCUCUUACACCACAUGUA
Molecule: messenger RNA, 2370 nt
Organism: Mercenaria mercenaria
Lineage: Eukaryota; Metazoa; Mollusca; Bivalvia; Venerida; Veneridae
Product: BTB/POZ domain-containing protein 6-like
Exons: 3
Coding region: 394-1743 (449 amino acids)
Molecular function (GO): protein binding
Source: RefSeq, a predicted model, not a curated record